GAGCAUUUUGAAGCAUAAUCCAGUCCAAAUGGUUGUCCAAGUCAAACCCUGCUCACACCACUGCAGCAAGACAAUUGAGGGAACUCAGCAAAUAGUGGAAGCUAAUAUCUUAUUACAUUUCGGGAAAUCAGCGCUCACCGUCCGAUUUAUUACCAGAAGAUUUAUAGGCGAGUCCGGUGAAAUAGAAUCAAUUUACAGUCAUAUUGACACAAUUGACGGGAAGGAAAUAUCCUUCAACAUAUUGGACUCGCUCUACCCACAGGACAGUGCAAUAACUGAGUCGAUAAGCGAGAAACAGCUUCAAUUGGCAGACGGCGUGAUACUGGUAUACAGCAUCUGCGACCGCUCCAGCUUUGAGGAAGUGCGCCAACAAGUGCAGCGCAUCCGCCACGCCAGUAGGAAGAUGUCUGCAACAGCUCCCAUCAUCAUUGUUGGGAACGAACGCGAUUUGCAGCACCGACGGACAGUCUCAAGUGGGGAGGGCCGAAUCCUUGCUAUCUCGGAAGAAUGCGUAUUUUUCGAGAUAUCCGCAGCUGAAACAUACCACGGUGUUUUGCUGGUGUUCCAUGGACUGAUAGAUCUUAUCUGAGAGUCGAGAGCUCUGCGGAAAGGUGCUGCGGGUAUUAAAAGUAUAGUGAGAAGCAUGUCAGCUGUAUUCGGGAAGAAACGUGCAGAGUAAUCUACCACAGGAUAGGCUACAUUAUGCGCAAUGAUAUUUAGAUAGUCAGAACAUGUAGGUAGCUACUCCGUUGGCAAUUGAGAAAAAUGGUCUAUGGCAGAUUGUAGUGCAACAGCAGAUGCUGAGAGGGAACUUAAUUGGGAGGUUUUCAGAAAGGAGAAAUUGGUUAUCUUGUAGAGUUACACUAAAGAUUGAAUUGCAGAUGGAAGCAGUCAUUCAAUAAUUUAUUCUACUUUUUGAAGUUGAAAAGUAGGCUUACAGUACUGUUGAUAAACUGUAUGAGAAAUCAUGUGCACUUCCAUCCUUCACUCAAUAUGUAUUCAAUAUGAAGCAUGAACAGGAAUCUGAAGUAGCUGACAUCUGACAAUACUGUUGAUCUGAUGGAAGUCCUACCCAUUGCCAAUUGUUAGGGAGUUUCUGUUCAGUGACAAUGUACAUUCAGUUUGUAAAAUGUUGAAGGCUUGAUGUGUGUAUAAUCAGCAAUGCAAAACAAAACAAUUACAUUUCAGUAUUAUACUUUAUCUGACAACAAACAACUUUAAAAUUAGUAAUGUAACUAUGUUACACGUUCUAGCAGACUUGAUACUUAUUUGUGCUGUGCACACGUUUGUUUGAGAAUUGUAAAUAAAUGAAUAUAUGAAUAUGAGAGAGAAUUCAGUAGACUGCACACGUCAAACAUUUGAUUUAUGACCCUAUGUCCUGAUGACGUGUGCAUGCCCAUAUUUGGGUAUCCGGUCAGAACUUCCCGCCAGGAUGUCAUCACGUGCUCCAGGGAGUGUCAAUGUAGGGGCAUACUGCCAGGACAUCCUGUUCCUGUUCUCACACCCUAGAGUGAGUGUUAAUUUAUGCAUAUAGUGCAUCUAUUCCUUUGAAGCUGUCACGCUUUAGUUGGUGUUUAUUUAACAAGAUAGUGCAUCUGUAUAUGUUAAAGCAUGUGUCGGCAUUUGAUCUAUGUUUUUGAUCUAUGUUUAUUGACUUUUAAAAAAGACCACCGUAACAUGUCAGAGUAGAGAUGCUACAAAAUCUGUUAGUUCGUAUAUAUUUUCAAAAGCCCAUCUGGAUGUGAACUACAUUGUGCCUGGAAAACCUACGGAGCUGGGGCUUGUGUGGGAUAUCCUACGAGCAAGAGAGCCUGUCUUGACGACAGGGUGGAAUUGGAAACGGCAGGAUGUAUAAACCUAUAACCCAGGCCCUUUAUCUGCAAGAAAGGAAUAGUAAAAUUGUUUAAUUAAUUGUAACAUGUUUUAAAAGGUCUGUACUAAAUAUUUUGAAUUAAAUAAAUGGUUUUAAAAUUGUACCUCACCCUAUAAUGAAUGGGAAUUGAUCGUUUUCUCUCUCGUGGAGAAAGGCUUUUCUGGGAAAAUGGGUCUGUGGUUUUAAAACAAUGUAUUAUUUUAUACGAAUACAGUCUUUUCUGUAUUCAAAUAUUUGGAAAAAGUUAUAUGUUGUAAUGUUCACCUUUAUGCAAUGCAAUGCAUGAAACAUGAAUGGGUUAUUCUGGGAAAGUACAUGUAUGAGCUGAGUACUGUAGAUGGGAAAA
This is a messenger RNA of Oncorhynchus masou masou (cherry salmon), 2219 nucleotides long. RefSeq names its product ras-related and estrogen-regulated growth inhibitor-like protein. The transcript has 4 exons. The record is from RefSeq and is a predicted model, not a curated record. Bases 29 to 589 code for a protein of 186 amino acids. Gene Ontology annotation, molecular function: GTPase activity; GTP binding. Lineage: Eukaryota; Metazoa; Chordata; Actinopteri; Salmoniformes; Salmonidae.